UCUUCACGUUCUCUACAUAUUGCUCCAUAAGUCCACUCUUCUCUUGGAGUUUUAGUACGCUUCGUAGUAUUUGGCGGCAUUUGAAUUUUACACAAGUUUUAACAAAUUUUAAAAUGGAAGAAGAGAAGAACAAGAAAAAGGAUAAGAAGAAAUCGAUUGGUGAACUGCAAUUAACGACCAAAUGUGAGAUCGAACCUUCGAAGAUGGAAGUGAAGCUCGAAUGUAAAGACUGGCCUCUGCUGUUUAAGAAUUUUGAUAAAAUGUUGACACGCACGAAGCAUUUUACUCCAUUGACCAGUGGUUCUACUCCACUAAAUCGCAGCUUGUCGGAGUAUGUAAAAUCAGGCUGUAUUAAUUUAGACAAGCCAUGCAACCCAUCAUCGCAUGAAGUAGUAGCUUGGAUAAAAAAGAUCCUAAAGGUGGAGAAGACUGGUCAUUCUGGUACAUUGGAUCCCAAAGUAUCAGGAUGCUUGAUAGUCUGUAUAGACAGAGCGACGAGACUAGCCAAGUCGCAACAGUCUGCUGGAAAGGAAUACGUUGCUGUAUUCAAGCUUCAUUCUGCCGCUGAAAGUAUUCAAAAGGUGAAUCAAGCCUUGGAAAAAUUGCGCGGUGCUCUCUUCCAAAGGCCGCCUCUGAUAUCGGCGGUCAAGAGACAGCUCCGCGUCAGAACAGUUUACGACAGUUGGUUCCUCGAUUAUGACAAGGAACGCAAUAUGGGAGUAUUCCGUGUUAGUUGUGAAGCUGGUUCCUAUAUCAGAACUAUGUGUGUCCAUCUUGGACUCUUCUUAGGUACCGGUUGUCACAUGCAAGAACUUCGAAGAAGCCGUUCUGGCGUUUUGUCUGAACAGGAUGGUAUGGUCACUAUGCAGGAUAUUCUUGACGCCCAAUGGCUGUAUGACAAUCACGGAGAUGAAUCGUAUCUAAGAAGAGUUAUAAGACCGUUGGAAUCGCUGCUAAUAAAUCACAAGAGAAUCAUCAUAAAGGACAGCGCUGUAAACGCAGUUUGUUACGGAGCUAAAAUAAUGUUACCAGGCGUUUUGAUGUACGAUCAAGGGAUAGAAUUGAAUGAGGAAAUUGUAAUUGUAACUACCAAAGGUGAAGCUGUAGCAAUUGCUAUAGCUUUGAUGUCUUCUCCAACUAUGGCUGCUUGUGAUCAUGGAGUAGCUGCAAAACUCAAAAGGGUAAUCAUGGAGAGAGAUUCAUACCCAAGAAAGUGGGGUUUGGGACCAAAAGCGUCGCAAAAAAAACGUAUGGUAGCUGAAGGAUUGUUAGAUAAAUAUGGAAAACCAAAUGAAAAAACACCUUCUGAAUGGUCACAUAGUUACCAAGAUUAUCAAAAUCUGGCAACACCAUCAACGACAAUGGCAUCAACGACUGCAUCAACGACUGCAUCAACAACUGCAUCAACAAUUGCAUCAACAACGACGGAAAAUAAUGGUGACAUAGUCAUUGGUAAAAAGAGGAAGAGAGACGACGACACGAGUACAAUGGACGAAGUGAAACAAGAAACAUCAGAGAUUUUAGAAACAUCAUCGCCGAAAGAUAAAAAGAAGAAAAAAGAAAAGAAAAAGAAGAAGGAGAAACAUGACAUAGAAGGCGAAAAGUCCGUAGUAAUGGAAGAAGUUACCAGUGGGGAAUCUUUGGCAAAGGAAGAGAAAAAAAAGAAGAAAAAGAAAAAGAAGGACAAAGAUCAAGAACUUGUGUCAAGUUAG
Messenger RNA from Trachymyrmex cornetzi, 1712 nucleotides. RefSeq names its product dyskerin pseudouridine synthase 1 Nop60B (gene Nop60B). Gene Ontology annotation, molecular function: pseudouridine synthase activity; RNA binding. Gene Ontology annotation, biological process: mRNA pseudouridine synthesis; rRNA pseudouridine synthesis; snRNA pseudouridine synthesis. Bases 114 to 1712 code for a protein of 532 amino acids. Gene Ontology annotation, cellular component: box H/ACA snoRNP complex. Lineage: Eukaryota; Metazoa; Arthropoda; Insecta; Hymenoptera; Formicidae. The record is from RefSeq and is a predicted model, not a curated record. The transcript has 8 exons.